Anguilla rostrata (American eel) is the source of this 5339-nucleotide messenger RNA. RefSeq names its product C-Maf-inducing protein-like. Gene Ontology annotation, cellular component: cytosol; nucleoplasm. The record is from RefSeq and is a predicted model, not a curated record. Lineage: Eukaryota; Metazoa; Chordata; Actinopteri; Anguilliformes; Anguillidae. The transcript has 21 exons. Bases 537 to 2912 code for a protein of 791 amino acids.
UGGGACCAAUCGGAGAGGCGCAGCCUCAGUGCCUGGUUUCUUCACGAAGAUAGAGGAAAAGAGAAAAGGGAACCGUGCCAAUGGGCUACUGAAGAACAGAAAAGACGAAACGCACUUCUCUCGGACCUCUACCCUUUUUUAAUGCUCCUUAAUUCUGGAUUAUAUCAUAUCGCGGACUGGAGGUAAAGGCGAAACAAUGGCUCAAUCAUACUGAGUAGCUCGUGUCGGGGGAGCGGAGCGCGGAGAGGAAGAGACAUUUCAGGGGAAAUUGUCGGGAGAUAUAGGAGAGCAGUUACCCUAAAUCCCCCCUCUCCCCCGUCCCGGAAUCCUGCUCUGUAUGACUCUAAUGGCUUGCUCAAUAAUAUAACCCUCGGUCACAUUUUCAAUCACACAAUAAAUACAAUAUUGUAGGUCGCGACGUGGCUAUUAUAGCUUCGCAUUAGCCGUGUUUUUUUUCUUUCUUUCUUUUUAUACAUCUGUUUUUGAUAUACAUAGCCAGCGGCAGCGUUCGUCUCGCUGCGGGUAUACAGAUAAGUAUGGAUUUUAACAGUAGCGGAGGGGGCAGCGAACUGCACAACAAUCACUACCACCAUGUAGAGGACAGCAAACCUUUACUGGGGGAGAUGUCUACGCCGACGCCGCCGGAGGGUAACAAUAAUAAUAAGAUGGGCGCCGGGCCGUAUCGGAGAACCCUGAUCCCCUCCAGCACCGGGAUGCGAUACAAGCUGCUCCAGGAAGGAGAUGCCCAGGUGUGUGUGGUGAAACACCCUCGCACCUUCCUCAGCAAGCUCCUCACUUCGAAAUUCUUACGGCGAUGGGAGCCGCACCACCUCACGCUGACGGACUGCAGCCUCGCCUCGGCCACGCCUUUAGGGUACAUGGAGUCGCCCCUGUCCUACAGCUGUAUAGAGGACCUGCAGCUGCUGUGCUGGGACAACGCCCCCAAAUACUGCCUCCAGCUCAGCUUCCCCGGCGGCACCAUCCUGCUGCAGGCAGCGAACAGUUAUGUGCGGGACCAGUGGUUUCACUCUCUGCAGUGGAAGAAAAAGCUGUAUAAGUACCGGAAGGUUCUGACGAAUCCGAGCCGGUGGGAGGUGGUGCUGAAGGAGAUCCGGGGGCUGGUGGAGCUGGCGCUGACCUCCCCUCUGCAGGACGACUCCAUCCAUCAGGCGCCCCUGCACAUCAUCUCCACCCUGCUGGCUGAGAACACCAACCUGAGUGCCCAGGAACAUGAAAGCAUCAUCGUGGCCAUCGCCCCUCUGCUGGAGAACAACCCCCCACCACCUGACCUGUGUGAAUUCUUCUGCAAGCACUGUCGGGAGCGUCCACGCUCGAUGGUCGUGAUCGAAGUGUUCACACCUGUGGUCCAGAGAAUCCUCAAACACAACAUGGAUUUUGGGAAGUGCCCCCGCCUUCGUCUCUUCACUCAAGAGUACAUCCUGGCCCUCAAUGAGCUCAAUGCUGGCAUGGAAGUGGUCAAAAAAUUCAUACAAAGCAUGCACGGCCUGACCGGGCAGUGCCCCCACCCCCGCGUCCUCCCCAACCUGGUGGCUGUCUGCCUGGCUGCCAUCUACUCCUGCUACGAGGAAUUCAUCAACAGUCGAGACAACUCUCCCAGUCUGAAGGAGAUCAGGAACGGCUGUCAGCAGCUGAAUGACAGGAGGCCUGCCCUACCCCUGCGCUUGCUCCGCCCAGCCACGCCCACGCCUCCAACCACGCCCUCGCCUACACCCCCCGUCCAGACCCCGCUGCCUCUCUCCCCGCCGCCCACCAUCAUAAACUCCAGCGAGGUCCUGGUGGAACUGGAGCGGACUAACAACGUCGCCAACGCCCGUCUGAAGGGGCCAGCGGGGGGCGACAGUGAGCCCAACCUCAUAGACUGCCUGCUGGGUAGCCCCGCCCUCAGUGCCCUGACCAUCCAGCUGCCGGCGCAGGCCAACCGCGUGCUGCGCUGCUUCGCCCUAAUCCUCAAGAUGCUAUCAGACUACGAUGACUGGAGACCAGCUCUGGCCAGCCUGUUGCAGCCUAUUCCCUUCCCAAAAGAGGCUCUUGCACAUGCCAAAUUCACAAAAGAGCUGAAGUACGUUAUUCAGAAGUUUGCGGAAGAUCCCAGACAGGAGGUACACUCGUGUCUCCUCAGCGUGCGUUCUGGAAAGGACGGCUGGUUCCAGCUGUACAGCCCAGGGGGCGUGGCCUGCGACGAUGACGGAGAGCUCUUCGCCAGUAUGGUGCACAUUCUGAUGGGCUCCUGCUACAAGACCAAGAAGUUCCUGCUGUCUCUGUCAGAGAACAAGCUGGGCCCCUGCAUGCUGCUGGCACUGCGGGCUAACCAGACCAUGGUGGAGAUCCUGUGCCUGAUGCUGGAGUAUAACAUCAUAGAGAAUAAGGACACUCAGCUGCAGAUCAUCUCCACCCUGGAGAGCACGCAGGUGGGCCGGACCCUGUAUGAGCAGCUCUGCGAGCGGCAAAGGGAGCUACGCGAACUGCAAAGGAAAGGUGGUCCUACUCGCCUCACACUGCCCUCAAAGUCUACGGAUGCUGAUCUGGCUCGGCUGCUCAGCUCGGGUUCCUUCGGGAACCUGGAGAACCUGAGCCUGGCCUUCACCAACGUCACCAGUGCCUGUGCCGAGCAGCUCAUCAAACUGCCAUCCCUCAAGCAGCUCAACCUGUGGUCCACCCAGUUUGGCGACCCAGGGCUUCGGCUGUUGUCUGAACACCUGGCGUGUCUACAGGUGUUGAACCUGUGUGAGACACCCGUCACAGACGCAGGCCUGAUGGCCCUCAGCUCUAUGAAGAGCCUGUGUAGCCUGAACAUGAACAGCACCAAACUCUCUGCUGACACCUACGAGGACCUCAAGGCAAAGCUGCCCAAUCUAAAGGAGGUGGACAUCCGCUACACAGAGGCCUGGUGAUCGCGGCCCUGAGACGCCAUCCCCGUGCCGGAACCUCCUUUCUAGCGACACCCUAAAGGUCAUGUUUUAGAGUUGGGACCCCAAACGAAAAGGGCACCUUUUUGAAGCUGUCCAUUUAUUUUGGCUUCAUGGACCUCAGGACCGUUCUCAGGCUCCAAAAAUAUUUCCCGAAAUGAAAUGACAUUAUAGCGUAGAAGCAUAGAAACGAGAGGACCUGCCGUCUCGUGACAUCACCCAAACAAAACAACGUGCUUUCUAGUGACAUUGCCAAACUGCAAUGACCUGCUUGCUGGUGACAUCAUAAAAACAACAGGAUCUACUUUCUAGUGAUUUCAUCAAAACAAGCUGCUCUACUUUCUAGUGAUAUCCUCAAAGAAAUAGGAUCUUCUUUCUAAUGACGCCAUCAAGACAAGAGGAACUACUUUCUAGUGACAUCAUCAAAACACCCCCAGCAUUGCCCUCCAUUAUGUUCUGUGGUGAAACGCAUUCAAAAUUUCUCUUCCUCUCUUUCCUGUGGGUCCUUCUGUCAUCAAUCACAUCAUCAUCCUCAGAACACUGGGACACCUGAACCCCCUCCCCCACCCCCAAAAUUAGUUUUAAUGCGGUUUGAAAUGAGACCUCAGUUGUGCCACACUGGUAAACACUGGAUUAGGGUAUUUUUUUGUCAGGCGAGAAAAUGGCCGCCCUGCCCUGGUCGCCGCGGUUACCGACGUCAUGGCUCAUAAUUUCUCCCGUCCUGUACAGGCAAGGGUUCGGUUCUGUCUUAAGACCACUGACAAGAGGAAGAGGAGUUACCGAAAGACGGUGCCUACAACCCCCAGCGCCCCCCUUUUAAUCAAUUUAUAUUGACUUGAACGAAUACAUAUUUUUUCCAGACAUCUCUGCUUUCAUACGCUGUGUUUAUAUAUAGAUUAUAUAUUCUCUUUAUGGAUUUGUUUUCAUUUGAAAUCAGGCAUUUGUGCUCCGCGGUCAGGAGACUGAGAAGGAAAGACGUUUCUCUCUCUCAUUUGUUUAAAUCUGUUUUGUUUUUAAUGUACAUAAAUCUGUGUAUAGCUCCCGUAUUUAAGUGAAAGGCUUGUAGGAGAUGGUCUGGAACUGGCUCAUCUUCUGACUUCCCUCUCUUCUCUCUCUCUCUCUCUCUCCCGCCUCAGUCUCUCUGUCCCUCGCCCUGGUUACACUUGGUGGAAAUCUUGCCUCUAAGCACUGUAGAGCUGUCUCCAGCCUCUCCUUUCUUAUUGGCCACAUCAUUUUUGUCUCUCUCUUCUGAUUGGUCUUUUCAGCGCGUCUCCUCUCUUUCUGGCCAAUUCCUUUUGUGAUUGGCUGACUGAAGAUUAACAGGUAAAUUUCACAGGUCUAGAAACAUAACACAGAGCACACCUGCUCUUUUCCAUAACUCUUUUCCAAGACCAAUCAUGUUUUCUAUCUAUAUUGUAUACAGUUUUUUAUAUAUACACCCAUAAUGUGUAUAUAAAUGUAUAGAUAUAAGUGUAUAUAAUUUCCUUCUUUUUCCAUAGGAGACAGUGUUUUUCUUCCAUCUUCUGUGCGUAUGUAUGUAUGUACAGUAUGUAUGUAUGUAUGUGCAUGCAUGCAAGUGUAUGACGUGCGUAUGUGUACACGUAUAUGUGUUUUUCACAAGUGCACUGUAAUUUGAACUGUUUUUGUCUGUCAAUACUUAUCUUUUAAACUUUGUGUUUUAUCUUUUUUUAUUUGUUUUCGGUCAGAUUACAUUGCUUGUGUUUUUAUUCAUGUACAUUCACUUGUGUUCAGUUUUUUUUUAAUUCAACAUUUAAUUUAAUUAGCAUUUUAAGGGGCGUACUGUGAGAAAAGAGGCUGAGCGUGUGUUCUGUACACAAUGGAGUCUACUGUACUCACACUCCAGCGGUGUACUGUUUCGUGGAGCGGCUGACUUCUUCAUGCCACAGUUAUGUCAGAGACUUUUCGUUUUCCUUGUUUUGAAGUGAAGGGUAACCUGACAGGGAAGGUUAAGCAUCUUAACCAAGCCUUUUUUUUUUUUACUGUGUAAGAGGGGAAGGGGCAGUAUAACAGCAAAAGAAAUUACAUGUGACGGUUUAAAAAGCCUUGCUUUCUUUGGUGUCUGCUGACUGUGUCCUGUGGAGCUAACUAGCAAACUAGCUAGCCCCGCCCCCCUCACCUUCUGUCCUCUUUAUCUGAGUAAAAAAAAAAAAAAACCUGUCUUUUCUUUUUUCUAUUUUUCUUAUAUCUGAUAGCAGAAGGGUCACUGAGUGGGCAGCUGUGUCUGAAACGCCAGGCUAGUUUCAGAGCCAAGAUGGCGCUCGCGCGUCUCCUGUUGCCCUUCUGCCAACAAGAAAGGCUGAGCAGAACUGUAAAAAUGGCUUGGCAGAAUAAUCGAGGAAACGACUACGAUGUGAAUCCUUUUAAACGGAAAUAAACGAUCUGUGGAAGUUU